This is a messenger RNA of Parnassius apollo (apollo), 342 nucleotides long. NCBI's taxonomy places the organism in Eukaryota, Metazoa, Arthropoda, Insecta, Lepidoptera, Papilionidae. The record is from the annotation of a GenBank genome assembly.
AUGAAGUAUUAUGAAAGUGCAAGGAUUUGCAAUUUGCAUUUUCAAGAAUCAGAUUAUGAUUCAUCAACAAGGCGCUUAAAACCAACAGCAGUUCCUACUGUUAUAAUAAAUCAAGAAACAGUAUCACCAUGCAAGACAACAAGUGCAUUACAUGAAGAGUCUAUUGUGCAAAUAGCUGCUCUGGCUGUACCAAGCACUAGUUCUGACAUUUAUGAAAGUAGUUCUGCACUUAAGGAAACAGGAGUGAAACGUACUGCCUGUAAUAUUGAAGACCAGUCAAUUCCCAAAAAUUGUAUAAAAAUAUAUUAUCUAUAUAGGCUAGAUCUUAGUAGUAAACAGUGA